GGAAAAAAGAUUGCAGCAGGCAAGUUUGAGUAAAGAACUCGGCUUAAAAUAUUCUCCGCCAGUGUAAAAAAAAAAGAAGAAGAAUGCGUGCGUAGGUUGAAGUAGGUAGAGUGUGGGCCAAGCAGUGAGAGAGGACCAAUCAAUUUCAACUGUUCCCCCUCUUUCUUUCCGAAUUACAACCUCUGCAACAGGUUAGAAGAGAAACAAAAGAACAAUCCCUGAAGAACACAACUGCAACAGUAAUGCCAUCCAACAAGUAUUCUUCAGCCAUCAUGGUGGAGAGUGACAAGAUGACGGCAACAGCUGAGGUGAAUGGGGACAUGCCUGCAGCCGAUGACAGUGGCAUGGAGAUGACAAAUGAGAACAGCCCGCUCACCCUGGCCGAACCUCACUCCCCGUUCAGCCCCAAGCAGAAUGGAGAUGCUGCCUCACCUGCAGACUCAGAUGUGAAUCAGUUGUCUGGCAGCAGAAAGAGAACUAGGAAGAGGUCCUCAGAGGAGGAGUGCAGCUGGGACUCUACCGACAGUGAGCAGAAGGCCAAGGUGGCAGGGGUGGGGGCCUCGGAGUCGGGCUCGGGCCUGAGACAGAGACCUUCUCCCAGGACCAUCUUCCAGGCCGGUCUGCUGGCCCCUCACAACAAACCGCGCAGCCGCGAGCAGAGAGGAGGAGGAUGCCAGAGCAGGCUGGAGCACCACAGCAGCUCUCCGAGCCUGGCCUGCGGUGUUGGCCCCGGGCCCCUGGUGUCCGUGGUCCCUGAGGGCCCCUCCCUGGAGCUCCUGGAGCAGGACUCUAAGGACUCGGCCCAGAGCACCUCCACCUCCUCCACCUCCCUGAUCUCCCAUGCCACAGAGAUUGCCUGCCAGCCGGAGUACAAGGACAACAAGGGUUUUGGUAUUGGGGAGCUAGUGUGGGGGAAGAUUAAGGGGUUCUCCUGGUGGCCAGGCAUCGUGGUCACCUGGCGCGCUACGGGCAAACGACAGGCCACGCAUGGCAUGAGGUGGCUGCAGUGGUUUGGCGACGGCAAGUUCUCUGAGGUGUCUGCUGACAAGCUGGACUCCAUCACCGCUUUCCCCAAGUUCUUCAACCAGGCCUCCUACACCAAGCUGACAUCCUACCGCAGGGCCAUCUUCCAGGCGCUGGAGAUGGCAAGUCUGCGUGCUGAGAAGACAUUCCCUCAGUGUGAAUCAGAGGGGCCAGAAGACCAAGUCAAGCCCAUGCUGGACUGGGCCAUCGGGGGCUUCCUACCUAAGGGCCAAGAAGGCCUCAAACCCACAGACAACCCUGAUAGCAGCACGUUGAACCACCAGGUGUUGGACGUCAGUCUGCCAGAGUAUUUCCCGACAGCCAAGAGGCCCCGCGUCAGCCUGUGUAAGGCCAAAAGCGGCCCAGAGGAGGUCUACAGUCGAGAGCAAAUGGUGCAUGAAGUUUUGAAGAAUAACAGAAGUAUAGAAGACUUUUGCCUCUCUUGCGGGAAGACAAGAGUGGCAACCUUCCACCCACUUUUUGAAGGAGGCCUUUGCCAAGCAUGCAAGGACGUGUAUCUAGAGAUAUCCUACAUGUAUGAUGACGACGGCUACCAAUCCUACUGCACGGUGUGCUGCGGGGGCCGCGAGGUGCUACUGUGUGGGAACGCCAACUGCUGCAGGUGUUUCUGUGUCGACUGUCUGGACAUUCUGGUGGGCGCAGGGGCAUCGAACAGUGCCCGUAACCUGGACCCGUGGCGCUGUUUCAUGUGCCAGCCCCUGCAGAACUACGGCGUGCUCAAACGACGCCACGACUGGAGCAUGAAGCUGCAGGAGUUCUUCGUCAACGACAACGGCCAGGAGUUUGUUUCUCAGGAAAGCCCAAAGAUCUACCGGGCUGUCCCUGCAGAACAGAGGCGCCCCAUCCGCGUGCUCUCACUGUUCGAUGGCAUCGCCACUGGGUACUUAGUGCUACGAGACCUAGGAUUCAAAGUGGACCAUUAUAUUGCGUCAGAGGUGUGUGAAGAUUCCAUAUCGGUGGGGGUCGUCCGACAUGAAGGAAGAAUCCAGUAUGUGCACGAUGUGCGCAACAUCUCCAGGAAGAAUAUAGAAGAGUGGGGUCCAUUUGACCUGGUGAUCGGAGGAAGCCCCUGUAACGACCUGUCCAUCGUCAACCCCGCCAGGAAGGGGUUGUACGAGGGCACAGGGAGGUUGUUCUUUGAGUUCUACCGCCUGCUGAGUGAGGCCAAGCCCAAGGAGGCCGAGGACCGCCCCUUCUUCUGGAUGUUCGAGAACGUGGUCGCCAUGGGCGUCAACGACAAGAGGGACAUCUCCCGUUUCCUCGAGUGCAAUCCAGUAAUGAUCGACGCCAUUGAGGUGUCUGCGGCUCACAGGGCUAGGUACUUCUGGGGCAACCUACCAGGGAUGAACAGGCCACGGUGUGCAUCUGGGAUGGACAAGCUAGAGCUACAGGACUGUCUGGACCAUGGCCGUGUGGCUAAGUUUGGAAAGGUGCGCACCAUCACCACACGCUCUAACUCCAUCAAGCAAGGCAAAGACCAGCACUUCCCCGUCAUGAUGAACGGCAAAGAGGACAUCCUGUGGUGCACCGAGUUGGAGAGGAUCUUCGGCUUCCCAGUCCACUACACAGAUGUGUCAAACAUGGGUCGCGGUGCCAGGCAGAAGCUGCUGGGCAGAUCCUGGAGCGUGCCCGUCAUCAGACACCUGUUUGCCCCACUGAAGGACUACUUUGCAUGUGAAUAAUUCCCUCCCUGAUCCAUCACUCUAUCCAUUCCACACCUCACCUUGACCUUCUCCAAUCAUGAGGCUGUGUAGGUAAUGGUAGAGGAGGGCCCCUUCUGGAAGAGCAGGAGGACACAAGACUGGGCAAGUACAAAUGGUGACUAUGCUCUCACCCCUCUCCGUUCAGCCUAGGUGUUUUCAUCCAACACACUUGAAAAAUACCCUACAAUCAAGGAGCCAAUCCUGCUUCUACUGAGCGAAACCAGCCCUGCAAUUGGGGAAUAAUUUGAGGGUCUGGCUCCUGUAUCCUUUCCUGUAGCAAAAGGCUGGGCUGAGUGUGACAUGGAAAACACCACUGAUCGUCAAUCAGAAGUGCCAAUGCCAAGUUAGACCAUCUUGUUGUCCCCUGGUAGCCAAAGUGUUAUUAUAGGGUUUUAAGGUUUUAAACACUGCUUUUAUUUUAUUUUUUACUAAUGACUUCCCCUUAUGUUGUCUUUGACUGGUUUUGUUGUGAUCACCAUUUUGUUUUGUUGGUCAAACUUAUUUUGAUACCACGCUGAUUUAUAUAAAUUCUUAAAUUGAUAUAGAUCUCUUUAUGAAUGAGUAGAAAUGUUGUUGUUUUUUUCAUAUUUUCGUUUUUCAUUUUUAUGUCAACAUAGUCAGAGUUGGGAAAUAUACAUGUUCUUCUCCCAAAUGCCAAUGCGACUGAAGAAGAAUCCGUUCUCAGCCAUAUCCAAAAAGAUGUAUUUUUUAAAUACUGUAAAAUCAAUGCAAAGACAGACAUGUAAAGACAUCUCAAUAUUGGACAUUUUGACAUUUGUCUAUGGUAUCCAUCUUUUUUUAACUGGAAGUUUGUUUUUUUGCUUUCACCAAAAAUAAGUGGGCAUUACCUCAUCAUACAGGGCAUCUAUAUAUAUAUAUUUUAAACUUGGUCAUCUGUGCAAAAACAACAACAAAAACAUUUGACACUUAUUUUUUUAGUCACUGGAAUGUUUUAUAGAACUUUUAUACUUCAUUGCUAUACUGUAUAUUUACAAAUGUUUACAGGAUUUAACAGUAUUUGAUUGGACUGGGAGUUUGACUGUCCUAAUGUCAUCUUAAAUUGAUAUUUUUUAAAUCUGUGAAUUUCAGCAGUUGAUAACCCCCAGUAUGCCUCACCUCACAUUAAAGUACUCUGGACUUCAGAUUGAAGUACAAUAUACACUUUUUGCUACUCAUUUUGGCUACAUUUCUAGCCCAUUUUUGUUUUGGUAAUUGAAUGUGUACAGUUUGCUAUUCAGUUUUUUAAAUACUGGACAUUUAACAGAUUUUACAUAUCAUAUGUGCACAGUGGAGACCUGCCAGUUAUUUGUUUUUGAGUUGUCUGUACUCACUGAGUACUACUCAAUAAUACUCACUCAUUCAGGGUGCCUUUUAUGAGUAUGUUCAAAGAGCUACUUCAGUUACACACUGAUUGUAUGUCCAUGACAUAACCAGCAGUUGCUUUACUUCAAAGGUUAUUUUUUACUAAGAUGCCAAAAUACAUAAAUCGUUUACAUGCUUCAUCACUACUGUAUCCUUUUAAGUUUGUUGAAUGUCAUGCUUAUGAUUUUGAGUAUUCUAAAUGUUUUUUUUUUUAAUAUAAUUUUAUGACUGUACCUUUAAAAUGUUUAGUUUUAUAUACUCGGAUAUUCUGCUUACUUGCAACAGUAUCUGAAAUAGUAGCACAACAUACUGUAUAUAAGGCUUGCUUCACAUUUAUCAUUUUAUAGAGCAUUUUAGAACAUGAUAUUAAUCAAUAGGAUUGUUUUUAUUGUCAGUGGAUGUUAGAUUCGCAACAUCGACAAAUGUUAGAUGUGUUUGAUCUAUCUUUUGUGAAAAAAUACUUUCUCCAAUAAUACUGUACUUUCAUUGUGCUUUCAACAUUUUUUUUCAUUAACCUUUUUAUUUCAACACUUGUGAUUUGAAGUGCAAGCAAUUCAAAAAGACCAGUCUGCAAUUUUUGUACUAAUUGUGCACUUUUUGAAAAAGCAGCAAGAAAGUAUUUCUGUACUCGUAUAUGUUACUUUUAUUCAAUAAAAAGCCUUCAUUCUAAGCUGA
Molecule: messenger RNA, 4784 nt
Organism: Oncorhynchus masou masou (cherry salmon)
Lineage: Eukaryota; Metazoa; Chordata; Actinopteri; Salmoniformes; Salmonidae
Product: DNA (cytosine-5)-methyltransferase 3B-like
Exons: 22
Coding region: 243-2726 (827 amino acids)
Biological process (GO): negative regulation of transcription by RNA polymerase II
Cellular component (GO): nucleus
Molecular function (GO): DNA binding; DNA (cytosine-5-)-methyltransferase activity, acting on CpG substrates
Source: RefSeq, a predicted model, not a curated record